AUGAUUCUACAACGCUUAGCCGACCUUAAUGAGGUGGAGAAUAAUAAAGUACCCAAUAAUGACUCCCGUAGGAUUGACAACGACGCUGAGCUUAGUCAAAUAGGGGGUCAACAGAGAAGCCAUCACCAUCGGUCUCUUGAACGGAAUAAUACCAGGCUCCGUGCAGGUACCUCUGGUUGUGUAGAAGAGGUGGACGACAAGGUUGCCCUCACAGCCUUUAUUGGAGGACUACAGACUUCUAAGUUCCUAUUUUCCUUAUCAAAAGAAGCCCCUACAAGCAUGACAGAGUUGAUGGUUAGAGCAUGGAAGCACAUGAACGCUGAGGAUGCUAUGAAUGCACGAAAAAACAAAGAUGGUGAAGAUAAGAGGUCGGAGAAAAAGAGGCAAGCACCUAACACUAGGGAGGAAAAGGAAUCGAAGUACAAGAAAUUCUCAAACAACCAGGCUGACAAAUCGUCUCGCCGCCCAAUUCAAGAUGACGCAUCAUUGAAAUGGCCGCCAAAGCUAAAAGCUGAUCCAACAAAGAGGUCUCUAGGUAAAUACUGUAGGUUUUACCGGAACCAUGGACAUAACACAGAAGAUUGUUUAGACCUCAAAAACCAGAUCGAGAACCUUGUUCGUAAAGGUCAUUUACGCAAAUUCACAACUAGAAAUGGAAAAGGAGGCUCCAACCCAGCCCGGGAGGGCCGAGAUGACCGCCCUCCUCAACACCAACCAAUGGGUGAGAUCAAAGUUAUAUCGGGUGGCUUCGCUGGUGGUGGUGAGACAAGUUCGGCUCGGAAGGCUCAUGCUAGGAGAAUUCGGAGUUUUUCAGAGGUGAAUGAAGUUGGAAUGACAAGUCCUCCAACAAAAUUACCUCGAGUUGAGGAGCCGGUCAUAACCUUUUCUGAAGAAGAUGACAAGGGAAUUCACCAGCCCCAUGAUGACCCUCUGGUAAUUUCCAUGGUCGUUGCUAAUUUCACUGUUCGACGAAUACUGAUAGACAAUGGUAGCUCGGCUGACAUACUAUUUCUUAGGGCGUACGAGAAAUUGAAAAUUGGCCGAAAGAAGUUCUGA
Molecule: messenger RNA, 1056 nt
Organism: Cornus florida
Lineage: Eukaryota; Viridiplantae; Streptophyta; Magnoliopsida; Cornales; Cornaceae
Exons: 3
Coding region: 1-1056 (351 amino acids)
Source: RefSeq, a predicted model, not a curated record